Messenger RNA from Zasmidium cellare ATCC 36951, 942 nucleotides. RefSeq lists its product as uncharacterized. The transcript is spliced from 2 exons. Bases 1 to 942 code for a protein of 313 amino acids. The record is from RefSeq and is a predicted model, not a curated record. NCBI's taxonomy places the organism in Eukaryota, Fungi, Ascomycota, Dothideomycetes, Mycosphaerellales, Mycosphaerellaceae.
AUGUUCCCCGUCACCAAAGUCGCCAUCGCCGGCCUGUCAGGCAAGAUAGGGAGCCUCAUCGCCCAAUCCCUCCUCAAGCACCAUCCAACCGUCCAAAUCAACGGCAUAGUCCGCAGCCCAUCCAAAGUCGCCACCACCAUCGCCUCCAACUCCAACGUCCACAUCCAUCAAGCCGACCCCUCCAACCCCAGCGCCCUCCGCAAGGCCCUCGCCAACGUCGACGUCUGCAUCUGCUGCUACCUCGGCGACAAUGAACUCAUGGUGCAAGGCCAGAAAACCCUCAUCGACGCAUGUAUCGCCGAGAAAGUCCCCCGUUAUAUCGGCUCGGAUUACUCUUUCGAUUUCCGCGGGUUGAAGAAGGGGGAUCACCCAGCUAAGGAUUUCGCGUUGGAGUAUAAUGCGUAUCUGGAGGAGAACGAGAAGGAAGGCAAGAUCAAGGGGGUGCACAUUUUGAAUGGAGGGUUUACUGAGGUGAUUUUCUCGCCGUUUCUGGGGUGGUUCAAUGGGGAGGGGAAUGGCAAGUUUACGUAUUUUGGGACCGGGGAUGAGAAGUUGGAUAUGACGACAAUGAAGGACACGGCGGCGUUUACGGCAGAGGUGGCGAUGGAUGAGAAUGCGAAUGGGUAUUUGAAUGUCGUCGGAGAUCGCAAAUCCGUCAAAGAGCUCGCCAAGGUCUACGAGGAGGUGUACGGUGUUACCCCUGAGGUCCAGCGCCGAGGCUCUUUCGAAGACCUGCACAAGAUCAUGCGGGAAACGUUCCAGAAGGAUCCAUCGAAUAUCUUCGCCUGGAUGGGCAUGCAUUACCAGUAUUAUAUGGGAAAGGGAUCCGUCACCCUAGGCAAGGAUGAGAAUGAGCGGCUUGGAGACAGGAAGCCUCAAGGCGUGAAGGAAUUCUUGCAGAGCUGGCCAAGGGAGAGGGUGGCUAUGAGUUAUAUGUCGUAG